This is a messenger RNA of Scleropages formosus (Asian bonytongue), 3004 nucleotides long. RefSeq names its product peroxisome proliferator-activated receptor gamma, coactivator 1 alpha (gene ppargc1a). The coding region runs from base 150 to 2687 and encodes 845 amino acids. NCBI's taxonomy places the organism in Eukaryota, Metazoa, Chordata, Actinopteri, Osteoglossiformes, Osteoglossidae. The record is from RefSeq and is a predicted model, not a curated record. The transcript has 13 exons. Gene Ontology annotation, cellular component: nucleus. Gene Ontology annotation, molecular function: transcription factor binding; RNA binding. Gene Ontology annotation, biological process: positive regulation of transcription by RNA polymerase II.
AGGCAGUUGUAAGACAGGUGCCUUUAGCGCGUGCUCGGCGAGGGGGCAGUUCCGCGGCUGCGAGCGAGCGCGCGACCCCCUUUCUCACUCCGGGUGGACUCGUGCGUGGAAGAACUCUUGCGUGGACUCGUGCGCGAACGGACUCGUGGAUGGCGUGGGACAGAUGCGACCAGGACUCUGUAUGGAGGGAGCUGGAGUAUGCUGCCCUGGUCGGCGAAGACCAGCCUCUCUGCGCAGACCUCCCAGAACUCGACCUCUCUGAACUGGAUGUCAGUGACCUGGAUGCUGACGGUUUUCUGGGCGGACUCAAGUGGUACAGUGACCAAUCAGAAAUCAUCUCCACUCAGUACAGCAAUGAGGCCUCCAACCUGUUUGAGAAGAUAGAUGAGGAGAAUGAGGCCAACCUUCUGGCCGUACUCACAGAGACCCUGGACAGCAUUCCCGUGGACGAAGACGGCCUGCUUUCCUUUGAGGCCUUGGCGGACGGCGAUGCGGCCAAUGUCAGCGACCAGAGUCGGCCUUCCACACCCGAUGGCUCGCCGCCCACCCCGGAGGCCGAGGAGCCGUCUCUGCUGAAGAAGCUUCUUCUGGCGCCUGCGAACUCGCAGCUCAGCUACACAGGAGGCAAGACGCAGAGCUAUGCAGCCGCCAGUCAAAGGGUCAGACCGCCUCCGCCACCCGCUGUCGCCAAGAUGGAGAACCCUUGGAGCAGUCGGCCCAUGGGGUCCUGCCAAGCCCAAAGCAGACCCGGCGUUCGGCGUCCCUGCACGGAGCUGCUCAAAUACCUGACCGCCAGCGAUGACGUUCCGCCUAGCAAAGGGGGCCAGCGAAAAAGCAGCCGGGAUGGUGGCAGCGGCAGCAAAGAUAAAGCAGGGGGCGCUUCCUCCUCCUCGCCAUCGUCUUCAUCCACCUCCUCUUUGUCUUCCUUGUCCUCCUCCUGCUCCUCGUCCAACUCCAAGAAGAAGUCAUCCUCCCUGCGUGCCUCAUCUCAGCAGCAGCAGCAGCAGCAGCAGCAGCAACAGCAUCCACCGCAGCAGUCGCCACUGCUUCCCCAGCGAGCCAAACCAACCACCUUGCCACUUCCUUUGACCCCAGAGUCUCCAAAUGACCACAAGGGAUCUCCGUUUGAGAACAAAACCAUCGAACGCACAUUGAGCGUGGAAUUGUCCGGGACCCCAGGUCUGACUCCGCCCACUACACCUCCUCACAAAGGCAGUCAAGAGUAUCCUUUCAAAACGUCCAUGAAAACCAAGCUGUCUUCGUGUGCGUCCUCGGCAAGCAAGCGGGCGAGGCUCGGCAUCGCCGGACCAGAUGCUGUGGCUGGCGACUGCGAGCAUGAGGGGGCGGAACACAGUGAACUCUACACCCAGCUGAGCAGGGUGUCAGCACUGCCCUUGGGGGUGCAGGUGGGGCGCGGGGGCAAGAAGGCGCCGCGGGCCAUCGGCGACCACGACUACUGCCAGUCCAUGGGUGCUAGCGCCAAGCAAGGCACAUCCCUGGGCUGCCCACUGGUCUCCCUGCAGGACGGUGAUGGGGAGCACAUGGACUUGGCCGUGCCCUCCUCCUCCUCCUCCUCCUCCUUCUCCUUUUCUCCCUCCUCCUCCUCCUCGGCAGCGGUGCAGCCCGAUUCAGAGCACCAGGAGCGGGGCGUGUUGGUGCCUAAGGGCACCAGGAAGCCCCUUCUGGACCAGGAAAUCCGGGCUGAACUGAAUCGGCACUUUGGACCCCCUCCCCAGGCCUUGGGCAGCGAGGUGCCCCCCGAGCUCUUGUCCCCACCUGAGGACACUCCCUUCUGGGACAAACAGGACUGUGAGCUGGCCAGCUACUUGCCUCCAGGACUACCCCUGGAGGGGGUUUUAGAGGACAGCGAGGACGAACGCGAGCCGUUUUUCAGCCACUGGGAGGCGUCUCCCCUGGACCUGCUCUUCCAGAGCUCCCCCUCAUGCUCCCCAUCCAGCUGCUCUGUGUCGCCCCCUACAGCCCUUCUGCACUCCCAGCACUUCUGCUGGUACCGCUCACGCUCACGCUCCCGGUCCUGCUCCGCAUCCCACCGUCGACAACGAUUGCCUCGCUCCCGCUCCUGCUCCCCCUGCAGCCGCUCCUCCUCCCGGUCUCGUUAUGUGGACUGCGGUACGCACACACGGUCCAGGUCACGGUCCAGGUCCUGGUCCAGAUCCCCUUCCAGCUGCAGGCCAAGGUCCGAGGAGCACCAGCACGAGUCGGUCUGGAGGGAGGAGCGCCGGCAGGACCUAGAGAAGCAGGAGGCGGAGAGGAGGGAGCUGAGAGAGGAGCACCGGCGACAAAUCAUAGACGACAGACCGACACUGUACGUGGGGAGACUCCGACCUGACAGCACGAGGACUGAGCUCAAGCGGCGCUUUGAGGUCUUUGGGGAGAUCGAAGAGUGUGUGGUCAACCUCCGAGAUAAUGGAGACAACUUUGGCUUCAUCACCUACCGCUACACUUGUGACGCCUUUGCUGCCCUUGAAAAGGGACACACGCUGCAUGGGUCCGACGAGCCGCACUUGGAGCUUCACUUUGGCGGACGGCGCCAGUUCUGCAAACCAAGCUAUACAGACUUGGACUCCCACUACGAUGACUUCGAUCCCACGUCCACUAGGAGCAAGUACGACUCCAUGGAUUUUGACAGCCUGCUGAGAGAGGCCCAGCGCUGCCUGAGGAGGUAACACGGGCAUUACGGGCUGUCUGCCGAGGGUCUGCCGAGGGUCUUCUGAGGGUCUGCCGAGGGUCUUGCGGCACCUCGUGGGUGUUUCUGUCCCUUGACUGCAGGACUGCCAAGUUUUACUUUCUAUGUGUGGAAAAAACCACACGUAUAGAUGGAAAAAGCAAAGUUUACAUGAACACAGCUGCUAAUGAAGAGAAAAGAGACGCUAUGAGUGGGGGUAGCCAGUGAACCAUCACACCUCGUGUACGAGCCUCUGGGCUUCAACAUGCAUGUAGAAGAAAAAGGAAAGCGAAAUCAACAGCACUACGACCAGGGGAA